UGACGUAGUGAGCCAAACUUCAGAAUGGAGCUGAAGGGAGGAAAAAGCCGUUAGUUGGCACCGUUAGCGGAGAGAAAGACGCACCGUCCAUGUCUUUAAAACAAACAUCGACCAACUGACAAAACCUACCGACAGCAAUGUCGCGAGAAAACACCACGCGAAGUUUGGACAGUAUAGACCUCGCUGCUUUAAGAGAUCCAGCUGGCAUCUUUGAGCUGGUUGAGGUGGUCGGCAAUGGAACCUACGGCCAGGUGUACAAGGGUCGCCACGUCAAGACUGGUCAACUGGCAGCUAUCAAAGUCAUGGAGGUCACAGAGGAAGAAGAGGAGGAGAUAAAGCUGGAGAUUAAUAUGCUGAAAAGUUAUUCCCAUCACAGAAACAUUGCUACCUACUAUGGUGCCUUCAUUAGAAAAGGACCUGCUGGACAGGACCACCAACUCUGGUUAGUGAUGGAGUACUGUGGUGCUGGCUCUGUGACAGACUUGGUGAAAAAGACUAAAGGAAACUGUCUGAAAGAGGACUGGAUUGCCUACAUCUGCAGAGAGGUGCUAAGGGGUCUUUCCCAUCUUCACUCCCAUCAUGUGAUCCACCGGGACAUAAAGGGCCAAAAUGUUUUGCUCACGGAGAAUGCUGAGGUCAAACUGGUUGACUUUGGAGUCUCAGCUCAGUUGGACAAGACGAUUGGUCGAAGGAACACUUUCAUUGGUACUCCUUAUUGGAUGGCUCCAGAGGUCAUCGCCUGUGACGAGAAUCCAGACGCCACCUAUGAUUAUAGAAGCGAUCUUUGGUCAUUAGGCAUCACUGCGUUGGAGAUGGCUGAAGGAGCCCCUCCUCUCUGCGAUAUGCAUCCAAUGAGAGCUCUCUUUCUGAUUCCUCGAAACCCUGCGCCCAGGCUUAAAUCAAAGAAGUGGUCGAAGCGUUUCUUGUCAUUCGUCGACAACUGCCUGGUCAAAAACCACAUGCAUCGACCCGCCACAGAUGCUCUGCUGAAGCACGCUUUCAUCAGGGACUUGGCAAACGAGAGGCAGGUCCGCAUCAUGCUGAAAGACCACCUGGACAGAACCAGGAAGAAACGUGAGAAAGAAGGUCCAGAGUACGAGUACAGUGGCAGUGAGGAUGAAGAUGAUGAGGUCACAGAGGAGGAAGGCGAACCCAGCUCCAUAGUGAACGCUCCCGGUGAAUGGACGUUAAGACGGGAGUUUCUUCGAUUACAGACAGAAGAUCGCGAAGGAGGCAAAGAGGGCGGUCACGUAGGAGGAGAAGGGGGUCAACAACGACAACAGCAGCAGCACAGGCAGCAGUUGGCAGAGCAGGAACGAAUCAAGCAGAUUCUGGCCGACAGACAGAGACGGAUCCAGCAACAGCAGGAGCAGCGGCAGAAGUUGGAGAAUCAGCAGAAGCUGACGGAGAGUGCCUUUCAGUGGGCGGAGCUUCAGGAGGUUUUUUGGGGGGAGGAGUCUGAUCUCCAUGGCAACAGAAUCCUACUGAUCGAGAAAAACAGGAGGUGUGACAGGAGACAGGAUCAUGCUGGCAGACAGCGGAGCGACAAUGUGUCAGUAAGGCCUCUGGACUCCACAGUGGAGCAGAGAGCCGUGGCUCCCGACCCGCUGCUUCAGCACACGUCCCAGCAUUCCCAGCUUCAGCCGCAAGCUAAGCCUCAGCCUCUGGCCCAGCAUCAGCAGCCCUCAGCGAGCAAGAGGUCCCACCGCACCCUGCCCAAAGACCAAACCCAGCUACUGUCGCUGCAGCACGACCACAGACAAAAGGAGAAGGAGAGACAGAGGCAGAGGGAAGCACCGGUGGCAUCUGUCCAGAAGUUAACAGUUUUUAGUGGGCAUAAAGCUGCUGCUCCUGUUCGUGCUGCUGCUACUUCUGCUGCUGCUGCAGGCUCACCUGGCCGCCCUGCAAACACCCAGCGUACAGCGAUGGAGCCCCAGGAAUCCCAGUUGGCCAGGGUGCUUCUGGCUGCCGGACUUUCCAAUCAGAUGCACUCCAGGCUGGGCUCUGGAAGCAACUCCAGUCCUUGUACUCCUGCCAUGCAGAGAGCUCACUUUAAACAGAAUGCCAAUCUCAUGCCCAGUCGCGAUGCCCCUCACAGCAGCUCGAUGUCAGAUAUGGCCAUCUCCCCAUUGUCCCCGUUUUCCCCUCUGUCCCAGAUUGACAAUGUCUUCUGGGACUCAGAGACUCCACCUAAAGUCCCAGAGCGCACAACUUCUAAAUUUUACUGCAGAGAGCUGGUAAUGGGGCACAAGAGGACGGCUUCAAGUGGCAGUCCAGUGUCUGUAUCAGACAGGAGCGGAAGGUCCGCGUCUCAAGGAGGCUGCUCCUCCAGCAGCAACCACCCAGGCCUGUUCGUGCUUGAAAGUCCUCUCCUGCAGCAUCGUCUGCAGCAGCACAGGAAGACUGAAAACACAUCCAGUGGACAUGCACAAGGAGUAAAAGCGGCGCUGGGACGUCGUAACAAGGCCACCGAAUACUCUUCUUCCAGUGAUGAGUUCGGCAGCAGCGAUGAUGAGGAAAGAAACAGGUCGGGCCUGUCCAAUGGUAAAGGGAAACACUUCAGAGGAAUACCCGAUGGCAUCGUCCUGCAACCCCACCAUAAUCUUAACCAGGUGUCCCGGUUGGGCUCGGAUGAUACCUACCUGCUGCCGGACCUCCUGCAGAAGACCUCCUCCUCCAGUCCUGCGCAUAACGCUCUGAGCCAGCAGCGUGCACGUGAACUGAGCUACUCGCUUUCAUCCACAGUUCCCGCGUCCCCCACUCUGCAGGAUCUGCAUGCUGUCAGCAGUCCAUCUGGCAAAAGCACCUGCUCUUCUUCCUCCCUGUCCUUCAUUGACCCAAGACUGAUCCCCAUAUCAUCGCCGCCUCAGAGCCCAACAGGCAUGAAGGGUGAGCCACUUAAGAGAGAGUUUCACAGAAAGGGCUCUGUGGUGAACGUAAACCCAACCAAUAUACGACCGCAGAGCGACACUCCAGAGAUCCGCAAGUACAAGAAGAAAUUCAACGCUGAGGUUCUGUGUGCUGGACUGUGGGGUGUGAAUCUGUUAGUGGGGACAGAAAAUGGGCUGUGGCUGCUGGAUCGGAGCGGGCAAGGGAAGGUCUACUCACUCAUCAGCAGACGAAGGUUUCAGCAGAUGGAUGUACUGGAGGGACUUAAUGUCCUGAUUACAAUAUCAGGCAAAAAGAACAAGCUGCGUCUGUACUACCUGUCCUGGUUAAGAAACAAGAUUCUCCAUAAUGACCCAGAUGUGGAGAAGAGACAAGGCUGGACCUCAGUAGGUGACUUGGAGGGCUGUGUACACUAUAAAGUGGUGCGGUAUGAGAAGAUCAAGUUCCUGGUGAUUGCAUUGAAGAACGCUGUGGAGGUGUAUGCAUGGGCCCCGAAACCUUACCAUAAGUUUAUGGCCUUCAAGUCCUUCAGGUCCCUACCGCAAAAACCGAUGUCUGUUGACCUGACAGUGGAGGAAGGUCAAAGGUUAAAGGUCAUCUAUGGGUCAUUGUCUGGUUUCCAUGCCAUUGAUGUUGACUCUGGAACGCCGUACGACCUCUACCUACCUACACACAUCCAAGGUCCCAUCCACCCUCAUGCCAUCAUCAUUCUGCCAAACAAAGCUGGAACAGAAGUUCUGGUUUGCUACGAAGACGAAGGCGUCUACAUCGACACGUACGGCCGCAUCACCAAGGAUACGGUGCUGCAGUGGGGCGAGAUGCCUACAUCUGUUGCCUACCUUCAGUCCAACCAGGUGAUGGGGUGGGGAGAGAAGGCCAUAGAGUUGAGGUCGGCCAACACAGGGAACCUUGAGGGUGUUUUCAUGCACAAAAAGGCCCAGAAACUGAAGUUCCUGUGUGAGAGAAAUGACAAGGUGUUCUUUGCUUCGGUGCAGUCCGGAGGCAGCAGCCAGAUUUACUUCAUGACGCUCGGACAGAACUCACUGUUCAGUUGGUAACUGGUGAACCCCUUAACCACUGGGGUCCAUCUUUGUGAUCCUGCAUUUGCUGGAUGAUUAGAUUUGUGCUGACCGAGGGCAGGAUUCAAGGACUAGCCCCUGUCCAUUCAGUCUUAUUCCAUGUUGAUGAGCAACAUCCCAGGAAGAACUGAUCAAGGAUCCUUCUGCUUCAAUCCAUCAAUCCGUUCCCGGCUACAACACAAAGGUCGGCACCUGAGAUUCACAGAAAGGUAACUUUAGUUUAUUGCUGCGUCACUAGAUGGCACAGGAUGUCAGAAGGUAGAGCUAGCAGUGCCUUUGUGAGAGCUUCAGAUCUACUCCCGUCACAGCAUCGGUGUUUUAUCCACAUGUAGCAGAAGAAAAUCUGGACUUUGUAGUGUAACAAUUUCAAAACACGCUCCUGGACAUUGGUCAACAUCUGAUCUAAAGUUUCCAUCCUGGAUGGAUCAGCCACUUCCUUCAUGAACUCCAGAAGGAUUCAGUUAAUAGUGUCUGUGCCUGUUUUUCACUUCUGUUUCUUUUAGCCAAGUGAUCUGUCAUUGAUGUCUGCUCUGACUUUCUCAAAAGGCUUUUUUUAUUUCUAGAUCAGUGCUGCCUGUUUGUAAUACCUCAAAUAUGUUUAAUAUUCAUGAAGACUUUUAGAUAAUCCCUGUAUGAUCAAUUUCUAUAAUUUAUUAAACUAUAUAUGACCAUAUAAACAAUAUAAAGUUGAUCCUUUUUGUUAGGAGGAUGUGACAGUCACUCCAUAAUUCACAGAUAAAUCAGUUCCCUUUAGGCAAACAAAAAUCUAACAAUUAACUUGAGAGCAGCAAUAAAUAAGCACUUUUUUCUUAAUCUUAAAGUCACGUCUCUAGUCAGCACUGUGCUCCACUGCGUAGUUUGUGUUGAACUUAAUUGCUCUUCCAAAAGUUCCCUAUUGAUUCCCAUUACUUCCAGUGUGAGCUUUCAUUUCUGCAACAGGACCAAAACAUAACUGCUUUGAAAUUUUGAGAUGAAGAUGAAAAGUAACAGUCCACUGUUGCUUUUUUGUGUCUAUUGCACAGCUUAAGAUGUACAUAUUUAUCUAAAAUGCACUGUUUUCUAAAUGUUUUACAAAUGCCAAGCCAUCUUUAUUUACCUGUACAGAAAUAUAGAAUUAUAAAUGUGAAAUUCAACCUCAUGAUUUCUGAAUGUUUGUGAAUAUGAUAAAGAGCCACUGACAGUAAAGCUCUAUUUCAGGCUCCACCAACCUGGUUAAAGCCUUCAUGCUUUAAUGAAUUCUUGUUUUUCCGUUGACUUUCUCCUGAUGUGUAUAAUGUAUAAAUCAGUUGUUUUGCACAAUAACCAUAAUACUGGUGUUUUCUCUUAAAUAUCCUGCUUUGAAAUGAAUUCAUGUUUUCAACCUAGACAUGUUAAGCCAUUCCUGUUAUCCGUUUGCUUUAGAUCAGUGUUUGUUACACUGUCAAAUAUGGCACAUACUAUUGUUUCUGACAGGAAUUUCUUUGCUUUGGCUGCUUUCGAGCCAGCCAACAAACUUCAUCCCAUCCCCUUAAAAUGCUAAGAGUUAAGUAGUAAAAGUGUUUUAUCCUAUUGUUCUAAUUUCAGUCACGGAAAAAAACAAACAUUCAGAGGUUUAUUGUAUUUGUGUCAUUGAGAUUAAUAUCAAUAAUUGAUAAAUGAUAACUAGGUGAUUUGCUGAGUUAUGUAAGUCAGAGACUGGUAUCAGCUCAGGGACAAUUGUAAUAUUGUACAGAGGAUGCCAUCCAACCUACAAAUUUGUCCAAGACCAUUGUAUGAUGAAAAGUUCACCAAAGUAUUGUGAAUUUUUACAUUUGGAGAUGUUUUCAUUCUCAUUGUGUAUACAUUCCAGCAUGAGGUUUAGCUUGCAUUGCUUUCUAUGAUCCGCUUCAUGUUUUCAUGUCAUGUUUAAGUUUUGUCAAAAUAUUGCCAAACAUUUUUUUUUAUGUCAUUGAUAUUUGUAGGUAGUUUUAAGUAUAAAACUGGAAUUGCAGCUGGUUCUGUGAGAAUAUUGUAAUCUCGUCAAAAACGGACCUUACUUGGUGUUGAAGGUUUUAUUGCUAACUUUUUAUCGAAUAUCUUGUGUUUGUUUCAGUAGAACAAUUAGCAUUCCUUCCUGACAUACUCGGAUAGUUUAUCGUAUUAACAGUAAAUGAAAUGACAGGAUUGUGAACUCAGUAUUUGAUUCAGUAGCAAACACAAAGCUAAACAUUAACUAACCCUAACUAAAUCUACCAGAGCUGGUUAUUGGCUUAACCUUUGGAGCUAACUAACAUUUUAAGCUAAUGUUUGGCUAAUAUUAAAACUUGUUGGCUAAUAGUAACAGAAAUUCAAUUAUAGAUAAAAAGUCUUUUUUUUUUUUGUCACAAUCACCAACUGUUAUGUUCAAGAACACUUAGAAAGGCCGUUCGUAGCAGGCAAAAAUCAGCGAAAAAUAAACUCCAAAGGAGUAAAUUACACAAAAUACAGUUUCAGUAAAGUCCCAUGACUUAAAUAGUUUCAUUAAUGUUAUAUUAGUUAAAUUUGUUUGAGAAAUUAUGCAUAAAUAUGAAGGGAUCAAAAAAAUAUGCUAACUUGUGGUUAGCUUCAGUUACAUCUGCGUACCUAUAGACCGAUUGAGUCCGAAUUGGGCCGUGUUCCUGAGCAAAACCAUGGUCAAAUCGAGAUUUGCCCUGAACCAACACAUUGUUUCCAGCUUCUUUUUAACCAAACUACAAUUUAUUUAUAUACGGACAGUUUAUGACAAAUCGUGUAUUUUAAGUGAUAAAAUGUCAGAAUAACUUUUCAUUGUACAACCACAAAGUAUUUCAACUCUGCCACACUCAAAUUUCCAACACACCCUAUCUCAAGCUUUUAGAAAAUAUGAACAGCUAAUUUAUUCAUCAUCUGUCCAUUAAAACCAUAACUGUUGUCUCUGUUUCUCUGUUCUUUCUUAUGUAAGUCAUCCUUAUUGUGCUUUUUUGAAUCUUUCAAAUAUCAUUGUAUAUCAUUACAUUGAUUGCAUGGACUCACUAAUGUUUUUUUUAAUGGCCAACAGUGGUGUUUUUAUUUUGAAAGACAUGUUUCUGCUGGCUAACAGUCAUUAGAGCAAGGCUGGGAAGAAAAGAAGCAAGUUCAUGUCUUUAUGUGCCAUAGUUAGUCAAAGUUAGUUCUUCAGUUCUCUCCCCUCCUGUGUUGCUAAGCAUUUCACUCUAGCUAGAUCACUAAUAAGAGAAACAGAUCAGUGCGUUUCCACCCACGCUUUCCACUGGUUGGGAUCAUAACAGAUUCAGUUUCAGACCCGUGGUGACUCACAUCUCUACCGUUCCCACCAGUUCUUUAUUUGUAACUCGUCUGGAAACCUUUCAUCUUCCUGACACUUUUUAUUCCCUCUGCGUGCUCUGCUCAACUCCAUGUAGCAUCUGUAACUCAUCUUGAUUUCAUCCAUAACUUCCUCCAGAUUUUUUCCCUGUUCCAUGAAAUAUUACUGUCCUUUUUCAGCAGUAACUAACCGAGCUGUCAGGCAAAACGAAUACACUUUACAAACUUUACUGACAAAGGGAAUCUUUUUAAAUGACCAUAAGCAUGUUUUCCUGGUUAAAUAUUGAAUUUCCCCAACACUUGUUGCGGUUUAAUAUAGCAGGAAGGAAGCAGAAUGCAGAGGAAAACGUUUGUAUAGAUUUAGGAAAGUCCAAUGAAACGUCUAGAGUUGUGUGGGAGAGAGUGAGGUAGACUGGAAACAGGCGGUCAAAGUGCAGCAAGCAGAACGGGAUGGAGUUAAAGGGAUGGCUGGUGGCUUCAGGGAAAUGUUAAGUUCCAGAUAAAAGGGGUGUUUAUUAUUGCUCUUGUAGGUAUUAAUCAUCACUUCAAAAAGUUUAAAUAUGUCAUGUUUUUAGGAUAUUGUUAAAGAGAAGACGUAUAUGAGUUAGUGAUCGGAAGAGGGAUUACACUAAACGUCUCAAGACUAAAUCUCUAAUAUUGGCUGCUUUCGUCCAUCUAUAACAUGUAGUCACGAUCGCCAGGUUACAUGAUUCAUGUUUUAGCUAAAUGAUGGUUAUAUAUAUAUAUGUAAAUGUAUAUAUAUAUAUGUAUGUAUGUAUGUAUGUGUGUGUGUCUGUGUGUGUGUGUGGAAAAUAUGCAUUUUGUUGGUCAAGUAAUUAAAAAAACUUCUAUUACCUUGUUUUUGCACUGGACCUAUGUUUGAUGUGUUGUAUACUGUACCCCUAUGUGCUUUAAGAUGAACUAACUCUCAUAUUAAUUCUCAUAUUUUAUGUAGACAAAAAUGACAGUGAUACAACAAUAAAUAUCUUGAACUACA
Messenger RNA from Girardinichthys multiradiatus, 8241 nucleotides. RefSeq names its product mitogen-activated protein kinase kinase kinase kinase 4. Bases 138 to 3947 code for a protein of 1269 amino acids. Gene Ontology annotation, molecular function: ATP binding; protein kinase activity. NCBI's taxonomy places the organism in Eukaryota, Metazoa, Chordata, Actinopteri, Cyprinodontiformes, Goodeidae. The transcript is spliced from 33 exons. The record is from RefSeq and is a predicted model, not a curated record. Gene Ontology annotation, biological process: protein phosphorylation.